Messenger RNA from Entrophospora sp. SA101, 591 nucleotides. The record is from the annotation of a GenBank genome assembly. NCBI's taxonomy places the organism in Eukaryota, Fungi, Glomeromycota, Glomeromycetes, Entrophosporales, Entrophosporaceae.
AUGUCAUCUUUUCAAACUUUUGACACUAAUGCUUUUGAUGCAUUUAAAAAUUUCGGUGAUCUUACAAUACCUGUUAAAAGACAUUUAACGCAAGUAUACGGUACACUUGCUACCUUGUGUGUUGUUGCGGCAAUUGGAACUUAUGCACAUAUUAGCGGAUUGUUCUUCUUUGGGAACUUUGCCUUCAUGGAAGGACUCACAAUUGGGCCAUUGAUUGAUUAUAUACUUGUAGUUGAUCAUUCAGAACGAAUAAUUAUGAACGCUAGUAUAUUGACAGCUUUGGUGUUUGGAUCAUUCACAUUGGCUUCAUUAUUAACCAAUAAAAGAUCAUUUAUUUAUUUGGGUGGAUUAUUAGGUUCACUUCUUAGUAUAUAUUUCUGGAUGACAUUUGUUAAUAUAUUUUUAAAUUCCAAAACAUUAUAUUCAGUUGAACUUUACCUUGGACUUUUAAUGUUUUCUGGUUAUGAUCUUGUUGGUAUUUUUGUUAGAAUAUUAUUAAUUUUAUUCAAGGAAUCUGGAGAUGGUAAUAGUAGCAGUAGUAGACGUCGUAACAACAGAGAGCGUAGAAGAGCUGAUUAUGUUGCUUAUUAA